Schistosoma margrebowiei is the source of this 814-nucleotide messenger RNA. The record is from the annotation of a GenBank genome assembly. NCBI's taxonomy places the organism in Eukaryota, Metazoa, Platyhelminthes, Trematoda, Strigeidida, Schistosomatidae.
AUGAAGUUUAUUAUGUUACUAUGCGUAAUUUUUGUGUUACUGACUUAUUCAACAUUCAUAAGUAAAGCACACCAUGCUGAAGAAGAGGAUGAUGAAGACAUGGAUCACUCAAAAAACAAGGAAGAAGAUAAAGAUGAAAACGAAAAUGAGCAUGAAGAUGAAACUGAAGAGAAAAACGAGAAUGAUGAUAAAACUAAAGCAAAGAAUGAAACAGAACAUGAAAGUGUAGGGGAAAAGCAUAAAGUCAAAGAGAAAAAGAAGAAUAAGGAUAAAGAUAAAAUAAAAAGUGAGAAUGAAGAUGAGAAUGUGAUUGAUGAAAAUGUCGACUCAAAACAUGGAAUGGUAGGGGAAAAGCAUAAGGUCAAAGGGAAAAAGGAGAAUAAGGACAAAAAUAAAACGAAAAGUGAAAAUGAAGAUGAGAAUUUAAGUGAUGAAAAUGUCGACUCAAAACAUGGAAUGAAAGCAAUAUAUAAAGUUCUAAAGAAAUCCUUUAAAAAUGGACGUAUGAAAAUGUACAAAACAUUCGAUACUUAUUUGAGAAAAGAUGAUUUAGACAAGAAAAUGCUUGAAGUUGCUAAAAUUCUUAGCAAACGUAUUGAAAAACGAGCGGAUUAUCUAGCACUAAAAUUGAAUGAAAUGUUAGCAUAUGAAACAUCAUAGCAACAUAAAGUUUCAUUGUCUUAUUAAUUGAAUACAUAUAUAUCUUUGCAUUCAACAAACUGGAAAGCAUUACAGGAUACAUAAAUGUUUUACUGAUCUUACAAAUAUAUCAUCAUUACUACUACUACUACUACUACUACUACUACUACUACUA